UUGGAGUUUGUGUGAAGAAAAAGUGAAAAAUGUCCCAAAAAGUGCAGAUUCUGAGGUCACUGGUGGAGCAGAGACUAACUGCAGCUGCUGAAGAGAUAUUUGGGCUGUUUGAAAGAACCAUAGCAGAGUACGAGGAGGAACUUUGUCGAACUAAAGAAGAAAACCAGAGACGAGAACAGUUGAAGGCUGUUUUAUUCCAUACAACAGACAUUCCACAGAUCUGGGGGGAUAAAACACAAGUUCCAAAAAAUGAGCAGCAGGAAUUGAGUUCCAGUCUAAACCAGGACCAGAACCAGGACCAGGAGAACCCUGAGCCCCUCCGCAUUAAAGAGGAACAGGUGGAACUGUGGACCGGUCAGGAUGGAGAGCAGCUUCAGGACCUGAUGCAACCAAGACCAGGUUCAGAGGAACCUUCUUGUGAGACUGUGAGUAAAGAAAGGGUUCCUCCUGAGCAGCAGGACUGGAUCCCCAGUCUGGACCAGGUCCAGGAGGACCCAGAUCCCACCCACAUUAAAGAUGAAUUAGGGGAACCGUGGACCCAUGAGGAGGGAGAAGCCAGUGGAGGAUCAGAAACAGAUGGGGAUUCAGAUCCAGAUAGACAUUUAGAACCGGAUUCUGAUGACCAGACUGAAAACUCCUCUGACACCGAGGACUAUGAUGAGGAUUGGACUCAGUUGAAUAAAAAGACAAAACCUCCAGUCAGCGGUUCAACUGAGCAAAUGGACACUGAGGAGUUUGCUGUGGAGUCGUCCCUGCCAGAGACCGGAAGAGACGGCACAGUGUGGACUCCCAUCGAACCUGGUGAAGGCACAGAAAGGAACACGCAGGUCCCAAACUUUCUCACCGAAACCGCCGGACCAACGCCGCAUGCAUGGACAAACAUCCACAGCAAACUGUCAGCCUUUCUCUGCCUCUGCGAUGAAGGGAUGUUGGAACACAUCCGAGAAUGUACGGUGGCUGAAGCGCGAAGGUCAAGUGCACAGAGAGCCUCCUGGGAUGUUUCCCCUGCUGAGCUGAAGGCCUUUAUCGCUCUCCUGUACAUGAGGGGAGCGAACUGUGGAAAGAACAUCAACAUGGAAAGCUUCUGGUCUGAGCACUGGGGAAACACCUUUUUCAUGUCGACGCUUCCGAGGAACCGUUUUCGGGAGAUCAUGCGUUUCCUUCAAUUUGAUAAGAAGGAAACUCGUACAAUUCGCCAGAAAAGUGACAAGUUUGCGCUGAUGACUGAUGUGUGGCAGAGAUUCACACAGAACUGCGUCAUGUGCUACAAUCCUGGACCAGACAUUACUGUGGACGAGCAGCUGUUCCCAACUAAAGCGAGGUGCCAGUUCACUCACUACGUGCUCAACAAGCCAGAUAAACAGGGGAUCCGGUUUUGGAUGGCAGCAGAUACCAACAGCAGGUACCUGUUGAACGGUGCCCCACACCUGGGUAAAACUGAGGGCCCACUGUCCACGCAGUCAUUUGGAGAAACCGUGGUGCUGCAGCUAGUGGAGCCGUUCGUGGGUAAAGGGAGGAGCAUCACCACCAAUCAGAUGUUCACCUCGGUCCGGCUCGCUAACACUCUGCUGUCCAAAAACACCAGCCUGGUCGGCCCUGUGAGGCCCAACAGGCUGGAGCUCCCACCGUCUGUGCAGCGGAGAACUGAGCUGUUCAGAACCAGGCUGCUGAAACAUGGAAGCAUCACGCUGACCGUGUACCAAUGCAGACAACGGAAAAAUAUCACCAUCCUGAGCUCACAGCACCAGCAGGUAUCGAUCUGCACAGACCGCAGGUGGAGGCCGGAGACGGUGAGCUACUACAACAGAACCAAAGGAGGUGUGGACCUGCUGGACCAGAUGGCUCGCCAGUACACCGUCAAAGGCGGUACACAUCGAUGGCCUAUUGCAGUGUUUUAUAACAUCCUGGAUCUGGCGGCCAUUAAUGCCUGCAUCCUUUACCGGAGCUGCAUGGGAGACAACAUCCCCAGACGGGACUUCAUCCUACAGCUGGCCCAGGAGCUGCGAGUGGAGUGGAUGGCCUUAAGAGAGGCUCCGCGGAUGUUCCUGGUCAGUGAUGGAAGUGUGAAGCAGAAGAGGAUGACCUGCAUGGUGAAGGCCAAAUGCAAACAAAAUAAAACCACAUCAAGGUGCCUGAAGUGCAGGAAAUCAGUCUGUGGAAAAUGUACGAGAGAAGUCCUGAACGUCUGCUCAAAGUGUAUUUAAGCACGUGUUCAAGUGUCGCAAGAACAAUACGACUGAAGAGGGAGUCGAGAGUUUGUGCCUUUUUUAAUUUAUGACUGAUUAACAGUUUUUCUUUAUUCGCAAAAAGGAAAAAGGCCGUAGUCUGACUGAAUAUUGCACAAUAAUGGAUGGAUGGAUGGAUGGAUGGAUGGAUGGAUGGAUGAAUGAAUGAGGGUUUGAUUCUGGAAAAAGCCAAAAAAGAUACGUCCAAGAAGACUGCAACCCUUCAAAAACAAUCACCAUGAAAAUCACAUACAGGGUUCUUUUGAUGCUCUGUAAUCAUAACUUCAUCAUCAGCAGAGCGUGUGUCUGACGCGCCCGAUGGCUGACAUCAGGGUUCACAGCUGGAUUUACUGAUUUAUAAAGCAGAUUUUUUUUUGCCAUUUUCCCUCGUUUUAGACUUUAUGGCCAAUCUGCAUCAUUCCUAUGGCCAUGAAAAAAUCAUGGAGUUGAUUGUUUUUUUACCCCGUAAAGCAGUUAAAGCCACUAGAGAAAACCUGGAAGACACUGAAGACAAAAAUUGCAAUCGUCUGUGAUACUUAAGUUCUUUAUUUAUUGUUUUGCAGGAAUGUGUCAAGCUGCUUUAUAUUUAGAAUUCAAAUACAUUACAUUUGUAACUGCUCCAUAUUUUUACUCUUGUGAACUACUUCAUGCACCGUCUGCAGCCUGGUUGGGUCAAACAGUUGAAUCAUUUCAAAGGAAAAACCACACUACUGCAGUAAAUCACUGACAUAAACUAUUUUCGUUUGGGUGGAAGUCUGAGUGAUACUACCCAAAAUGUUCUUACACUAAAUACUUUUCAAAUCCAUCCAGGUUUAAUUUUUUUUUUUGGUCAGUUUAAAGGCUGAUUUUGGAUUCUGAAUGAAAGUUAAAGAAGGAAACAGUUAUUUGAGGUUUUAAAUGAUUUAAGAUGCAACAUGUUGAAAAUGUAAAAGUCAAGGAUAAUGCUAGGAUAAAGGAUAAAGAUGA
Molecule: messenger RNA, 3191 nt
Organism: Sphaeramia orbicularis (orbiculate cardinalfish)
Lineage: Eukaryota; Metazoa; Chordata; Actinopteri; Kurtiformes; Apogonidae
Exons: 5
Coding region: 30-2204 (724 amino acids)
Source: RefSeq, a predicted model, not a curated record